GCCGAUUGGGGCUGACGGUUGUGUGUCGAACUGUCUCUAUUUAUAUUUUUAGAAUAUUAGGUGUAGAUUCGUAAUAACUGAUAAACAUGACGGGAAUUUUACCUACGUAUCAGCGGUUUGUUAACGGGGUACCCGUCCCGUCCAUAUCUCGGCGGUCGUUCCGUAUAAGAGAGAAAUAUCUGAUUGUUUCUGUACUUUUGACGUUCGGAAUCGUGUGGUUAGGAGCUCUGUUUUAUUUACCUGAAUUUAAAAGUUCGAGCAGUGUGAAUGACAGUGUUUACAAUGUGUACAAACGUAUUCAGAAAGCGGGUCCAGAGCUGUUAAUGCCUCCGCCACUCGCUCAAAACGAUGUGGGAGACUUUCCUGUGGUCGGUAUCGUUCGGCAUGGCGAAGAAGGUGACGACCCACACAUAGUUGAGGACAGAAACAGACUUAAAGCUAAGAUAGACGAAGACAUGGGCAUGAAAGUUCUCGAGAGACCGCAGUUUGAUGUUGCACCUUCUGUAUCUUCUUCUCGAGGUCCCAGCAAGCCUCCUGUUGACGCAAUAGAAGAGCCCGCUGUUAGGAACUUCGCAGCUAAAGACGCAUCUCCGGCUGGUCCUAAACCAGACGGGUCUAAUAGAUACGUCGCUGUUGCUAUCGGUCCUAACGCUGAUCCAGAUCAGAAACAAAAGUUAGAGACAGUUAAAGAGAUGAUGCGACACGCUUGGAACAAUUACAAACUGUACGCUUGGGGUAAAAAUGAACUGAAACCGAUAUCUAAACGCGCACAUUUGUCGAGCGUGUUUGGCUCCGGGGAGAUGGGAGCCACCAUUGUUGACGGCCUGGACACCUUGUACGUGAUGGGCCUGACCGACGAGUUCCGUGAGGGACGUGACUGGAUCGCGGAACAUUUCAACAUCAACGAAAUCGAUUCCGAACUAUCAGUAUUCGAAACGACGAUACGUUUUGUGGGAGGUCUGCUGUCUUGCUACGCUCUGACCGGUGACACCAUCUUCAGAGACAAAGCCGCCGAGGUCGCCGACGCCCUGCUGCCUGCCUUCGAAACUCCCACUGGACUUCCAUACGCUUUAAUCAAUCCAUCCACUAAGGCCAGCCGCCAGUAUCACUGGGCAGGCCCGAACAGUAUCCUCUCUGAAUUGGGUACAUUACACCUCGAGUUCUCAUACCUGAGUGACGUCACAGGACGUGAAGUCUACAGGAACAAAGUGGAUAAAAUACGUGAAGUUCUCUACAACAUUGAGAAGCCCGGUGAUCUUUAUCCGAACUUCAUCAAUCCUCGAACCGGACAGUGGGGACAAAGACACAUAUCCCUGGGAGCUCUGGGCGACUCGUUCUACGAGUACCUGCUGAAGGCCUGGCUCGCGUCGAACCGCGGCGACGAGCAGGCGCGCACAAUGUUCGACACGGCGAUGCAGGCCGCGCUCGACAAGAUGCUGCGCGUGUCGCCCUCCGGCCUCGCCUACCUCGCCGAACUCAAGUACGGCAGGGUCAUCGAAGAGAAGAUGGAUCACUUGUCUUGCUUCGCUGGUGGCAUGUUCGCUUUGGCCGCUACGACAUUGGAGAAUUCGUUGUCUGAACGGUACAUGGACGUCGCAAGGAAGCUGACCCACACCUGUCACGAGUCCUACUUCAGAUCCGAAACUAAACUGGGACCAGAGGCAUUCAGAUUUUCGAACGCAGUCGAAGCCCGGGCUCAGAAGAGCAACGAGAAGGUGUACAUAUUGAGGCCGGAGACGUUCGAGAGCUACUUCAUCAUGUGGCGACUCACCAAGGAGCAGAAGUACCGCGACUGGGGCUGGGAGGCGGUUCAGGCCCUAGAGAAGCAUUGUCGCGUCGAAGGCGGCUACACCGGACUCACGAACGUCUACCACCAGAACCCUCAGGGCGACGACGUGCAGCAGAGCUACUUCCUCGCUGAAACACUUAAGUACCUCUACCUUCUGUUCUCGGACGACUCUCUCCUUUCGCUCGACGAGUGGGUGUUCAACACUGAAGCUCAUCCGCUUCCAAUUAAAGGCAAGAAUCCCCUGUACCGCAUGGCGAGCACGCCCGUGCCUAUAGAAGACAACCGAGUCUAAGAAGAUGAAAUCGACAGCUCUGUGUGCUUAGUGCCAGUUUUUUAACGUUCUCGCUAGCGUAAAAGUUAAGUCAAAAUUGUAUAGAGUUGGAACGUUUGCCUAUGUUUGCCGCUAGGGGCAUUGUUCCAGCUGCAUACAAAUUUCAGGUAAAUUUUACGCUAUAGAGAACGUUAAAAAACUCGCACUACGCACACAGAUCAUCUGACGAGAAGAAGUCCCAAAGUUAAUUACGAAACUAUUCAAAAUGGCUGUUCUAACUAACAACCUGCCAACAAAUAACGAACGGAAGGGGUAUAGUCACGGAUGUGUGAUUCUUGUAGGCAUUUGUACAAAUUGAAUUUGGUAGCAUAAUAAAUAGAUUAUUUUGUAAUUGGAA
Molecule: messenger RNA, 2457 nt
Organism: Bombyx mandarina (wild silkworm)
Lineage: Eukaryota; Metazoa; Arthropoda; Insecta; Lepidoptera; Bombycidae
Product: mannosyl-oligosaccharide alpha-1,2-mannosidase IA
Biological process (GO): mannose trimming involved in glycoprotein ERAD pathway; carbohydrate metabolic process
Cellular component (GO): endoplasmic reticulum; Golgi membrane
Molecular function (GO): calcium ion binding; mannosyl-oligosaccharide 1,2-alpha-mannosidase activity
Source: RefSeq, a predicted model, not a curated record